Molecule: messenger RNA, 1024 nt
Organism: Triticum aestivum (bread wheat)
Lineage: Eukaryota; Viridiplantae; Streptophyta; Magnoliopsida; Poales; Poaceae
Product: auxin-responsive protein SAUR23
Exons: 1
Coding region: 46-444 (132 amino acids)
Biological process (GO): response to auxin
Source: RefSeq, a predicted model, not a curated record
GCCAUCAUCGCACCAAAAGCAGAACAUCCUCAGCCGGCGAGAGCGAUGGCCAAAUGCGGCAAGAUCCAGAGCAUCGUCCGCCUCCAGCGGACGCUGCGGCGGUGGCGGUCCCGGGCCGCGGCGGCGCCGGUGCCGUCGGGGCACGUGGCCGUGUGCGUGGGCGGCGAGUCGCGGCGGUUCAUGGUGCGCGCGGCGCACCUCAACCACCCCGUGUUCCGGGAGCUGCUCCGGCAGUCGGAGGAGGAGUACGGCUUCCCGUCCACCCCCGGCCCCGUGGCGCUCCCCUGCUGCGAUGAGGACCGCUUCCUGGACGUCCUCCGCCGCGUGUCCUCCGAGGACCGCCGAGGCCGCUCGGUCUGCUGCCGCGUGCCGGUCGUCACCAGCCGCGACGUCGCGGCCCGGCCGUUGCUGCAGGGGAUGGCAGUGGAGAAGCUCGUGUGGUGACCGCUCGAUCGAGGCCGCAAAACUAGCCCUGGCGCACUGGCGCUUUUGUUCCGGCGGAGGCGGCUGUUGUGUUGCACGCCGAAAAGAUGGGAGCAUCUCGCGUGCCUGCCGCUGCCGAGAAUACCGACUGGUCGAUCCCGCGUACACAACAAGCGAUGGCACAUCUGUGCUCCCAUGCCCCGGCGUAAGGAAGGGGUUCGGCGCCGCCGCGUACACAAAAAGCAACCGUGGAGGGGCGAGGGCGCCGCCGCGGAUUCGGCGCCGAAGGGGUUCAGGAGCGGCCUCCGCAGAGGCGGGCGUGCGCGCCGCGCGGAAGAUGUGGCCGCCAGGGACUGCAUGUGCUUUUGUGGACCCCGUGGGACCCACCUCUAUUUGCUUUUUGAACAAACGAUCCCGGGUGCGAGUAACACGAAUGGCACUGCGAAUAUAUUUCAGACUUCAUCACUCUACUAAUUGAUCGAACAAAAGCGACAAUUUUUUGGGAUUGUUUUCUCUGUAACUAGCCUACUCGUCUGUGCAACUCCUUGCCGAGGCACACGAGUAAAUUAAUAAAGAUUGAUUGAUUGUUCUUGUUGUAGUA